CCCACCUGGCCGCUACACGCCGCGCUGCCCACAUCACCCGUGCCGUCCCGCCUCGCCUCGCCUCCCCAGUCCUCACCUGCCGCGCCCACUUCCUCGAGCACCUCGUGAGCAGCGCGGCGGGUAGCAGAGCGACCGGGUGUGGGAGGGAUCGGAAGGGCCGGGGGUGCGCAUGGAGGAGAGCAGCGCGAGGGCGGAGGUGGUGCGGAGCCUGAUGGACGCGAAGGCCGAGUCCGGGAAGAGCUUCUCGGACGUGGCGGCCGAGACGGGGCUCACCAACGUCUACGUCGCGCAGCUGCUGCGGCGCCAGGCGCAGCUCAAGCCCGACACGGCGCCCAAGCUCAGGGCGGCCCUGCCCGCGCUUACCGACGACCUCGUCAACCUCAUGAUGCAGCCGCCGUUCCGGUCCUACCACCCCGACAUCGUCCACGAGCCCGCCAUAUACAGAUUGAAUGAAGCUGUCAUGCAUUUUGGAGAGAGCAUCAAGGAAAUCAUCAAUGAGGAGUUCGGUGAUGGAAUCAUGUCGGCCAUAGAUUUCUACUGUUCAGUUGACAAGGUUCAAGGUGCUGACGGCAAAGAUCGUGUAGUGGUCACAUUUGACGGGAAGUAUCUGCCUUACACUGAACAGAAAUCUGAACACAUGAUGUCGAGGCCGGCCCGCAAGACAUCUUGAGACGGGGAGAAAGAUUCUUUCACGACAUGGAACCACCAUGUCGCAAUUUGGGUCGAGCGUGCCUUUUCUUUUUCUUUCCAAAUAAUCAACGAAAGUAAACAGGCCCUGAACUGAUGCACACAUGAACUGCUAAAGCCUGGUUUCACCCUUGCUAGCUUUUACAGGUACGCCAAUAAAGAAUAAACACAUGAUUGUUCGACUACAUUUGAUGAUGUCAUAAUUUAAAAUAAAUAAGCAUUUGUUUAUGGA
Panicum hallii is the source of this 919-nucleotide messenger RNA. RefSeq names its product cyanate hydratase. Lineage: Eukaryota; Viridiplantae; Streptophyta; Magnoliopsida; Poales; Poaceae. The record is from RefSeq and is a predicted model, not a curated record. Gene Ontology annotation, molecular function: DNA binding; cyanate hydratase activity. The transcript is spliced from 4 exons. The coding region runs from base 170 to 670 and encodes 166 amino acids.